Penicillium chermesinum is the source of this 1788-nucleotide messenger RNA. RefSeq lists its product as uncharacterized. The record is from RefSeq and is a predicted model, not a curated record. Gene Ontology annotation, biological process: transmembrane transport. NCBI's taxonomy places the organism in Eukaryota, Fungi, Ascomycota, Eurotiomycetes, Eurotiales, Aspergillaceae. Gene Ontology annotation, molecular function: transmembrane transporter activity. The transcript is spliced from 2 exons. The coding region runs from base 1 to 1788 and encodes 595 amino acids.
AUGGCAAGCACCCCGGAGAAGGUGCCUGCGAGGCAAGAUGCAGUUCAUACAUCCGAGGCUUCCAGCACAACACAAGGCGAUGCGACCGCCAAUGCCAACCUUACCGAGAAGACAGAGACGGAUCCACACUUGGAGGAUGCCGGGCCCGAUGGUCGGGUCAUUUUGACGGAGGAUAUGUGCUACGACAAGCUUGGUUACUCUUGGAGCGAAGGCAAGAAGUGGAGGAUCAUCGCUGUGAUUUUCUUGGUCCAGGUGUCCAUGAACUUCAACACUUCUCUCUACUCCAAUGGUUUGGCGGGUAUCUCCAAGGAAUUUGAUGUCUCGUUGCAGGCUGCCCGGUGUGGUGCCAUGAUCUUCCUGAUUCUCUAUGCCUUCGGUUGUGAGCUGUGGGCUCCAUGGUCUGAGGAACUGGGUCGUAAAUACGUACUCCAGUGCUCCCUUUUCUUUGUCAACGUUUUCCAGCUUCCGGUGGCUCUUGCUCCCAACUUCGCUUCCAUCAUGGUCGGCCGUGCUUUGGGUGGUCUGGCUUCCGCCGGUGGCUCCGUGACUUUGGGUAUGGUUGCCGAUCUGUGGGAAGCCGACACUCAACAGUAUGCGGUCGCAGCGGUCGUUUUCUCUUCCGUCGGUGGUUCCGUUCUGGGCCCCGUCGUUGGUGGCUUCGUCCAGCAGUACCUUCACUGGCGCUGGGCCAUGUGGAUCCAGUUGAUCUUCGGUGGUUUCGUCCAGAUCUGCCACUUCUUCCUGGUGCCUGAGACGCGUACCACUGUUCUCAUGGACCGCAUUGCGAAGGAAAUGCGUGAGAGCGGCGAGAACCCCAAUGUGUGGGGUCCUACUGAGGGUCUCUCUCUCCGUGAACGCUUCCCUCCUCGCGAGAUCAUUGCGACCUGGAUCCGGCCAUUCCGCAUGUUCCUCACCGAGCCCAUCGUGUUGACCUUGUCCCUGCUCAGCGGUUUCAGUGACGCUCUGAUUUUCAUGUUUAUCCAGUCGCUGUCCCUUGUAUACGGCCAAUGGGGUUUCAACGACUGGCAGGUCGGUCUCGCCUUCAUUCCUUUGAUCAUCGGUUAUUUCAUCGCUUGGUUUUCGUGGUUCCCCAUCAUCAAGCGCAACAUGGCUGAACGCGCCGCCAACCCUGAUAGCGAACGGGCCCAGUACGAAUCGCGACUGUGGUGGUUACUCUAUACUGCCCCUUGCCUGCCUAUUGGCUUGAUCGGUUUCGCUUGGACCAGUUUGCCGCAGUGCCACUGGAUUGGAUCCAUGAUUUUCGCUGCCAUCAUCGGUAUCGCCAACUACGCUAUUUACAUGGCCACCAUCGACUACAUGAUCUGCGCUUACGGUCCCUACUCUGCCUCCGCCACCGGCGGCAACGGAUGGUCUCGUGACUUCCUGGCUGGUGUGCUGACCAUCCCCGCAACUCCUUUCUUCGAGAACAUUGGUGGAAAGCACCACUUGGAGUACGCCUCCACCAUCCUCUUUUGUAUCUCGUUUUUGCUGGUGACCGCUGUCUACAUCAUUUAUUGGAAGGGCCCUGUUCUGCGCAAGCGUUCUCCCUUCGCCCAGCAGCUUUCCGAGGCUCGUCACGAUCUGGCCGUCCAGGUCGAGCGCCGCCAAUCCAAGGUCCCUGAGCACUCGCGCGCCAACUCGUACGCUCGAUCCCAGCAAGACCUUCGUCUGCGCUCUACCCUCGGCAACAGCAGCCGUCCCGGCUCUCGCGUCGCUUCGCGUGCGAACUCCCGUGCCAACUCUCGUGCCAAUUCGCGCCGCAAUAGUUUGGUAUCUGAAGAGGAGUAA